CAGUUUGCGGAUGACAUGCAGGAGUUCAGCAAGUUCCCAACCAAGACUGGCCGCAGGUCCUUGUCUCGCUCCAUCUCGCAAUCUUCCACUGACAGCUACAGCUCUGGUAAGUGUGGGCCUAGCCCCGCUCUGGUUUCCCUGCUACAGUCCCUCCCAUCUGGAAUUGGAAGCACUCAGCGGGGCGGGGGGUGGGCCUCUGAGAUUCUCAUGUUGUGUUUCUUUCCUGGUUUAGCUGCAUCCUACACAGACAGUUCUGAUGAUGAGGUCUCCCCACGAGAGAAACAGCAAACCAACUCCAAGGGCAGCAGCAACUUCUGUGUGAAGAACAUCAAGCAGGCAGAGUUUGGGCGCCGGGAGAUUGAGAUAGCUGAACAAGACAUGUCUGCUCUGAUUUCACUCAGGAAACGGGCCCAGGGAGAGAAACCUUUGGCUGGAGCUAAAAUAGUGGGCUGUACACACAUUACAGCACAGACUGCGGUGUUAAUUGAGACGCUGUGUGCGCUGGGGGCUCAGUGCCGCUGGUCUGCUUGCAACAUCUAUUCCACUCAGAACGAGGUGGCUGCUGCCUUAGCUGAGGCUGGUGUUGCUGUGUUUGCCUGGAAGGGGGAGUCGGAGGAUGAUUUCUGGUGGUGUAUUGACCGUUGUGUUAACAUGGAUGGUUGGCAGGCCAACAUGAUCCUGGAUGAUGGUGGAGAUCUGACCCACUGGGUUUAUAAGAAAUAUCCCAAUGUUUUUAAGAAGAUCCGUGGCAUCGUAGAGGAAAGCGUGACUGGUGUGCACAGGCUGUACCAGCUGUCCAAGGCUGGGAAACUGUGUGUCCCAGCCAUGAAUGUCAACGACUCUGUCACCAAACAGAAAUUCGAUAACCUGUACUGUUGCAGAGAGUCCAUCUUGGACGGCCUAAAAAGGACCACAGACGUGAUGUUCGGAGGGAAGCAAGUGGUGGUGUGUGGCUAUGGUGAGGUUGGGAAGGGAUGUUGCGCAGCUCUGAAAGCCCUCGGAGCCAUAGUCAACAUCACAGAGAUUGACCCCAUCUGUGCUCUCCAAGCCUGCAUGGACGGCUUCCGGGUGGUGAAACUCAAUGAAGUGAUCCGCCAGGUGGAUGUGGUCAUAACCUGCACAGGAAAUAAGAAUGUGGUGACCAGGGAACACUUGGACCGAAUGAAGAACAGCUGCAUUGUGUGUAACAUGGGCCAUUCCAACACUGAAAUUGAUGUGACCAGUCUCCGUACCCCGGAGCUGACCUGGGAGCGCGUCCGCUCACAGGUGGACCAUGUUAUCUGGCCGGAUGGCAAGCGGGUGGUCCUGCUGGCUGAGGGUCGUCUUCUCAAUCUGAGCUGUUCAACAGUUCCCACCUUUGUUCUGUCUAUCACAGCCACCACUCAGGCUCUAGCUCUGAUUGAGCUCUACAAUGCUCCCGAGGGACGUUACAAGCAAGACGUGUACCUGCUCCCUAAAAAGAUGGAUGAAUACGUUGCCAGCUUGCACCUGCCUUCAUUUGAUGCCCAUCUGACAGAACUAACAGAUGAUCAAGCGAAAUACCUGGGACUCAACAAAAACGGGCCUUUCAAACCCAACUAUUACAGGUAA
Emys orbicularis (European pond turtle) is the source of this 1590-nucleotide messenger RNA. It is a transcript of the gene AHCYL1, whose product is annotated as adenosylhomocysteinase like 1. Lineage: Eukaryota; Metazoa; Chordata; Testudines; Emydidae. Bases 16 to 1590 code for a protein of 524 amino acids. The transcript is spliced from 15 exons. Gene Ontology annotation, cellular component: cytosol. The record is from RefSeq and is a predicted model, not a curated record. Gene Ontology annotation, biological process: L-methionine cycle.